Colletotrichum destructivum is the source of this 594-nucleotide messenger RNA. RefSeq names its product Putative SKP1/BTB/POZ domain superfamily protein. The record is from RefSeq and is a predicted model, not a curated record. The transcript is spliced from 3 exons. NCBI's taxonomy places the organism in Eukaryota, Fungi, Ascomycota, Sordariomycetes, Glomerellales, Glomerellaceae. Bases 1 to 594 code for a protein of 197 amino acids.
AUGAUGUCUGGCAAGGGUGGAGAUGUACUUGACAUGGAAAAGGUCCUCCAGUCGAGAACUGUGAAGUUCAUCGUGGGCUGCAAUGAAAAAGAGUUCAGCGUUCACGAAUUCAGUUUCUGUUCCAUCUCCCCUGCUCUACGCGCCCUGCUUACUGGGGGAAUGAAAGAGUCUGUUGAGGGCAAAGUUGUUUGGGACGACGUUGAGCCUGCCACCUUCACCGACAACAAAGUCGAUUCUUUGAAGUCGUACCUGCAAAGCGAUGCGUACCAAGGCGCCCAGCACCAAUUCAGCAAGAAAUGCUCUACCCAACCUCUUGAACCCGAGAUUGGCCAAGGUAGCCACCCGAAAAACGGAGCUGCCUAUCUAAGAUCGGACUGGCUUGAAGACCUUGAGUUUUCGAAAACCGGUAUUGCAGAUGUAUUCAUGUCACAAGCCAAACUCUACAUUCUCGCGGACAAGUACGGCAUUGAGGGACUGCGGAGUCUCUGUCUCCACCGACUACAGCAAAGUCUGCUUCACUGUCUUGGAACCAGCGAGUUUGAGAACCUUCUUCUCGACGUUAUAGAAUUCGUUUUCUCAAAAACCAGGCCUUAG